CAAUUUAUUACUUCCUGUUUUGAGUCCUUGGUAUCACGCGUGGAAAGUGUUCUCUGUGCUAUUGUAUUUAUUUCGUGAUAAUGACUUUUUUUACACGCAUAAACGCACUAUUAUGUAAAAGUAGGCUUCUACGAAAACAUGGUAGUGUAUUUACCAGAGUUUGCUCUGUCCCAAAAGUUCUGCGCCACAGCCAAUUGAUUCAUGGACAUACGACUACAAAUGUAACCUCAUGUCCGCCACUGCACUUCGCUUCUGUUGGCCACCUUUUGGCCAAAAGAUGUUUUUCGGACAUCGACGUGGGGAGCAGUACCUCAUUGACGAGCAGUGACGUUAUUCGGGAUGAAACACCGGAGCAGGAGAGCGACUUUAAUGACAACCGUCACCUGAGCCAAAGGCCGACCGAGACGUUCACCCUGGAUGUUUUGGUGUCUUUGCUGCGACAGGAGAACGCAGAAGACAUCUGUGUGAUUAAAUUACCGGAGCACAUCAAAUACACCCAGUACUUCAUUGUCGUCAGCGGCGUAUCACCCAGACACCUCCGUGCUAUGGCCCAUUACGCCGUCAAAGUGUACAAAUUUCUGAGGCAGGAUCACAAUGCUCAUGUGACGAUUGAAGGAAAGACCGCAGAAGACUGGAUGUGUAUUGACUUUGGGAAUAUGGUGGUUCACUUCAUGCUUCCAGAGACCAGGGAGGUGUAUGAACUGGAGAAACUGUGGACUCUGCGCUCCUACGACGAACAACUGAGGAGAAUGCCUGAUGAGAAGCUUCCAGAAGAUUUUAUAUUUGACCUUGAAGACGCUAAAUGAUAACUUAACCCGAGCAGGGUUUGACUGACGCUCACGUUCUAUUGCGCUGUGAUAUAAUAUAUCUUUGUUUGCGUUUGCUGAGGGAGCUUGUGCUGACCCAUUCAAAUCAAGUCAUUUUUUUUUUUCAAAGUGCUUUUAGCACAAAUCUUUGUGACUUUUACCAAAUGUUCAACUUUUUCAGCUGAACAGUCAAAUUGACUAAAAUGUUGUAUGCAGUCACGGUCCUCACAUUGUAUUAUAGCUACCCUGGAAAGUAGAGAGUAGUCAAUGUACAGCUUGUAUAGCAGUAUAGAUGAACUGAAAAUAACAGCCAUUAUUGCAAUACAAGUGAGUAGCAAGGUAAUUGAGGAGCAUCACGGUCUGGGGCUGCAUGAGUGCUGUGGUUCAUUUGGGGAAACACAUUCCAAAAUGUAUUGUGACAUUCUGAAGAAGAAGCUGGGCCGCAUGGCGGUUUUCCAACAUGAUGAUGAGCCCAAACACGCCUCCAAGAUGAUCAAGAGCUCCAGAAGGUGAUGGAGUGGUGUCUCCUCCAGACCCAGUUAAGCACCUGUGGGGGCAUCCUCAAGCAGAAGGAAGGCAGAGGCCUGCAAGGUAUCCAACAGCGGUGUUAUCAUGGAGGAGGGGGAGAGAAUUCCACUAACGACAUGUGCAGGUCUGGUGAAUUCCAUGCCCAAGAGGAUUAAGACGGUGCUAGAUGACAAAGGUGCUCUAAUACACUAAAUACAGUAUUCACACCAAGCUUGGACACCAUUUGGACAUGUUCCCUGUGAGGUGUACUCACUUGUGUUGCUAACUAUUUAGACAGUAAUGGCAGUGUGGUCAGUGGAUUGUAUGCUUUACACUGACUACUCUAAGUUGCAGUUCUAUAGUGUUGUCCCUUGAGAAGAUCGGAUGCUGAAAUGUGACGGGUGUGCUGUUGAACUUGAUAUCCAGGUUUGCACAGCAAAUAUGAGCAAACUUGCUUGUUUCUGUGAUAUUAAGAUGUAUUAAAUAGUUUGGUGACCUAACAAUAUCCU
Messenger RNA from Dunckerocampus dactyliophorus (ringed pipefish), 1822 nucleotides. It is a transcript of the gene malsu1, whose product is annotated as mitochondrial assembly of ribosomal large subunit 1. Bases 81 to 806 code for a protein of 241 amino acids. Gene Ontology annotation, cellular component: mitochondrion. The transcript is spliced from 4 exons. Lineage: Eukaryota; Metazoa; Chordata; Actinopteri; Syngnathiformes; Syngnathidae. Gene Ontology annotation, biological process: negative regulation of translation; negative regulation of ribosome biogenesis. Gene Ontology annotation, molecular function: ribosomal large subunit binding. The record is from RefSeq and is a predicted model, not a curated record.